Messenger RNA from Maudiozyma barnettii, 369 nucleotides. It is a transcript of the gene PAU17, whose product is annotated as seripauperin PAU17. Gene Ontology annotation, cellular component: fungal-type cell wall; fungal-type vacuole. Gene Ontology annotation, biological process: fungal-type cell wall organization. The record is from RefSeq and is a predicted model, not a curated record. Bases 1 to 369 code for a protein of 122 amino acids. The transcript has a single exon. Gene Ontology annotation, molecular function: structural constituent of cell wall. NCBI's taxonomy places the organism in Eukaryota, Fungi, Ascomycota, Saccharomycetes, Saccharomycetales, Saccharomycetaceae.
AUGAACUUCAAACUAUCCGCCCUAACUGCUCUAGCCGUUGCCUCUGUUGCCACUGCCGCUACCACCACCAUUACUCCAUAUGAAGUUGCUGAAAUGGAUGCUAUUAUGCAAGAUGCCAAGGCUCACUUGUUCUCUUACAUGUUGCUAGUCACUAGUGGUAAGCUAUCCAUGAGCGACCUACCAGCUGGUAUUGUUGAGGUUGCCGAAGCUGCCAUCAACAACGAAGCCGGUUACACUUCUUUGUACACUGAAGUUGAUUUUGCUGCUGUCUCCUCCAUGGUUACUGCUCUACCAUGGUACUCUUCCAGACUUCUACCAGAAAUCAAUUCCAUCUACUCCCAAGAACUUGCUACUGCUACUUUGUUAUAA